Molecule: messenger RNA, 573 nt
Organism: Dichotomopilus funicola
Lineage: Eukaryota; Fungi; Ascomycota; Sordariomycetes; Sordariales; Chaetomiaceae
Product: acyl-CoA N-acyltransferase
Exons: 2
Coding region: 1-573 (190 amino acids)
Biological process (GO): N-terminal peptidyl-methionine acetylation
Cellular component (GO): NatB complex
Molecular function (GO): protein-N-terminal amino-acid acetyltransferase activity
Source: RefSeq, a predicted model, not a curated record
AUGGCGAACUUCCGGCGGUUUCGCCCCGACGACCUGAACAAGUUGUCGAAAUGCAACCUUGAUCCGUUCACAGAGACGUAUGACCUCGGUUUCUACCUGCAGUACUACGCGAAGUGGCCAUCACUGUUCCAAGUGGCGGAGGACCAGCAUGGGAAUAUCAUCGGAUACAUCAUGGGCAAACUCGAAUCCUCCCCCGACGUCUACCAGUUCUCAGAACACUACCUGCCCUGGCACGCGCACAUCACGGCGGUCACGGUGGCCCCUGAAGCCCGCCGUCUCGGCAUCGGCAAGCUGCUGACUGAGCAACUCGAGGUCGCCGCUGACGCGGGCGACGCCUGGUUUGUCGACCUGUUUGUGCGCGUCAGCAACCACAAGGCGAUCAACUUCUACAAGAGCAUGGGCUACAGCGUGUUCCGUGUCGUUAAGGACUAUUACGGGGAACACGCCACCGAUCCAAGCUUGUCGAGUGAAGAUGCCUAUGACAUGCGCAAGCCGAUGAAGCGGGAUGUGAAGAAGGAGCAUGUCCGGGACGAUGGCGAGAAGCAUGAGGUGGAUCCGAGUGAUGUGUGGUGA